UUCCGUGGUGGUGGUGGUAGCCUAGUUCACCGUCAGUUUUGACGUUACAGCUAACGAUAGCUAGCUAAAGUGUUAACCUCGAACUGUGAGACGGAACAACUACAGCGUGCUGCUUGCAUUGCCUUGGAAUCAUCUCAAAUGCUCCUUUGCCACCUUGCCUCCAGGUCCCUAGCUCCUCGGUUGAGUGAUGCAGUCAGGGCCCGUCCACCUUCCUCAAGGCCUUUGGUUGAGAUGGUGCGGUACAAUUCAGACAUGGCCAAGUUCCGGGAGGUGUUCUCUAAGGCCAAGCACAUCGCCAUCAUCACAGGGGCAGGUGUCAGUGCCGAAAGUGGUAUUCCCACCUUCAGGGGUGCUGGGGGCCUUUGGCGGAAAUGGAAAGCACAGUGCACCUGACCCAGUAACCAGUGAUGCCCGCAUUCCUGUCAAUGAUUUGCCCAGGUGCGAGGACAGUGGCUGCAAUGGUCUGCUGCGACCUGAUGUGGUCUGGUUUGGAGAGACCCUGGACUCCAAUGUUCUGACGCAGGUGGAGAAGGAGCUAGACAUGUGUGACCUCUGCCUGGUGGUGGGCACGUCCUCAGUGGUGUACCCGGCGGCAAUGUUUGGCCCACAGGUGGCAUCACGGAGAAUUCCCGUGGUUGAAUUCAACACCAACAUCACCCCCAAAACCACCUACUUCACACAUCACAUUCGAGGGCCAUGCGGAACAACGCUGCCUCUUGCCCUAGCACGUCAUGAGUCGGAGGUCAUCUGACGACUCACGCACCUGAAGCCAGAGGACAUUGACCCCUCAUGGUCACUGGAGCUGCACAAAUACACCUCGUCUCUCUGGACAACUGGAAAGCUAUUUCAACUGCCUUAUUCAUCAGACUUUGCCAAUUUUGUCAUUGGAGACAUUCUCCAGUUUUAGGAAUAGCUUCUAUUUCGUGGCCUUAACUUGAAUGGGAUGUGGGACUGUGGUAGAGGGGUUUAACAGUGGGUUUGUAGUGUGAUAAAAUGUAGUAUGCAGAGCUGUAUUUAUUUUUUUGUAGGGUGAAUGAGAGAACUGCUGUCAUCUCACAUGAGCUGGUACUGUCACAUUACAUUUAAUGCUGUCAUCUCUUAUCAUAGGUGCUGGGACGCGUUUUGGUGUCUUCUAGUUUUACACUGCUACUCUUAUGUUGUAUAUCAGUGCAGACUGUGCAUUAGAGACUAUUCACAGGAUAUUAACAGUCAUGAUUUUCAAGUGCUGCUUCUGCAAAGGGAGAUUAAAAAGUCUGCCAUAGCUAUGUGGUUAGACCCACUCAGUUCGCAGGGUGACUUGUAAGGAUGGUACGUACUGAGAGCUUCAACAAUCAGUCUGGAAGUGACAAAGCAAAGUGUGUCAUUAUCUGUGCAUGGGAUAUGCAAGGGAUCAGCCAGGUAAUGCAGCUUUAAAUGCCAUGCAAUGGCUAGUUACAUAAACACAAUGCACUUUCAAAGCAGUUUACAGUUAUUGCCUUACUCUUGAUUAACCAAACAUUGUAUGGAGCACUUUGUGUAAUGGAGGAACGAUAUGAAUUGAUAACAAAUGGAAUGACAGAGGAAGCCAUGGAGGCUUUCUAAAUGAGUACCAAAACCCCAGGAGAUUAAAAGGAGGGGGUGGGGAUCCUUUCACACUGCUACGUUUCUAUGGCCGGAUCAUUCUGUUACAUUCCAAACCUUAGUAAAAACUGGAGGAUCUCUAUACUGGUCUAAAGAGGUGACCAAAGUGCCAAUAUUGCCUUUAUAUAUAUAUAUAUAUAUCUGUUUUUCCUUUUUUUUUUGGCUGUGUACGCACAAUUCUCACAGUUUGCAAUAUUCCGACUCUCUCUGAAUGUGCUCUGAGGUGAUGAUUGACACAAUGGCUCUAUAAGUUCAAUUCAAGUGACAUCCUUCCUUGUCUCUUGUCACUUAUACUCUCAUUUCUACUUGAUGUCUCCUUGAUCUCCUCGUGGUUAAGCUAUGGCACGCCUCUGUGUGGUAUGUAAUUUUAUGUCCAGAAGCACUAUUGGUGUCUUUCAACAUGCUCCAAGGGUCUAUGAUAUUAACUGUUUAUUGGAGAAGGGAUGGACCAAGCUUUGACCAAAUCUAGCAUGCAUAUUUCAUAACAUUCUUCUUUAAUGAACUGAACAGUCUCUUCAGUGUGCAAUGAAAUCCGAACGCAAUCCAAACUACAUGUUGUUUACAUCACUGUGGAAGCAUAGCUAUGCAUCACAACUGUGUUUCACUUCAGCUGAAAUUAAAUGCAAACACACUCUCAUUACGCACACAUUAAUACAAACUUAACACAUAUAACACUCAGGACUCAGCAUGAUGCUUUGGGAGACAGUGUAUCCUUUAUCUGGAAUCCUAAUAAAGAACUUAGAGAUGUG
Messenger RNA from Alosa alosa (allis shad), 2369 nucleotides. Its product is annotated as NAD-dependent protein deacylase sirtuin-5, mitochondrial-like. NCBI's taxonomy places the organism in Eukaryota, Metazoa, Chordata, Actinopteri, Clupeiformes, Clupeidae. Gene Ontology annotation, molecular function: NAD+ binding; protein-succinyllysine desuccinylase activity; protein-malonyllysine demalonylase activity. The record is from RefSeq and is a predicted model, not a curated record.